AUGAGCAGCGAGCCGGAAGAGACGGCGGUGCCGGAGCCGGUGGUGGACGCGCGGUACUGCGCGGCGGGGGCGACGGCGUUCGCGGUGACCAAGACGAUCAGCGCGACGGGUCACGACUUCACGGUGAACGACGCGCGCGGUGUGGCGGUGAUGCAGGUGGAGGCGGCGGUGUUCAGCUUCCUGCAGGCGCGGUCCCUGCUCCUGGACACGGCGUCGCGGCGCCCCGUGCUGACGCUGCAGGACGACUCGUACAUGGCGACGUCGAGGUGGCAGGCGUACAGGGGCGACAGCACGAGCCGGAGGAACCUUCUGUUCGUGGCCGUCAAGCUGUCGCCGCUGAAUCUGGCGAGGACCAAGGUGCGGGUCUUCCUCGCGAGCAACGGCUCCGGCGAGCGGGUCCCAGACUUCGUCAUCAGCGGCAGCUACUACGACGGGGCCUGCACCGUCUCCGCAAAAGGCCGCGGCGACGACGGGUACGCCAUCGCGCAGAUCACCCGGCAGGACACGGCGGGCGGCGCGCUGCUGGGGCGGCACACGUACACGGCGAGGGUCAACCCAGGCGUCGACCAGGCGUUCAUCAUCUCGCUCGCCGUGAUUUUGGACGAAAUGUACCACUAGCGCCGUAACUCUGAACUAAGGAAUAGCUGCCGCCAGUUACAUUUGCUGAACUUGUUUUCUUCAAUAAUUUCGUUUUCGUCAAACAACGUCACAUGUAAAGUU
Messenger RNA from Lolium rigidum, 720 nucleotides. RefSeq names its product protein LURP-one-related 15-like. The record is from RefSeq and is a predicted model, not a curated record. The transcript has a single exon. Lineage: Eukaryota; Viridiplantae; Streptophyta; Magnoliopsida; Poales; Poaceae. The coding region runs from base 1 to 618 and encodes 205 amino acids.